Messenger RNA from Oncorhynchus tshawytscha (Chinook salmon), 3167 nucleotides. RefSeq names its product rab5 GDP/GTP exchange factor. Gene Ontology annotation, cellular component: cytosol; endocytic vesicle. The record is from RefSeq and is a predicted model, not a curated record. The coding region runs from base 359 to 1873 and encodes 504 amino acids. Gene Ontology annotation, molecular function: zinc ion binding; guanyl-nucleotide exchange factor activity; small GTPase binding. Gene Ontology annotation, biological process: vesicle-mediated transport. The transcript is spliced from 9 exons. Lineage: Eukaryota; Metazoa; Chordata; Actinopteri; Salmoniformes; Salmonidae.
ACUAUGAAUGUGAUAUGUGGUUGUCCAUAUCUAGCUGCCUUUAUAUUCAUACACUAACUGUAAAUCGCUCUGAAUAAGAACCCCAUAUAAAAUGAAUAACGUUUUAAUAAUUUCCCAUUUGAAGGAAUAUAGUGUUGCACAGCACUGUCUGUAUACCUGAAAUGGUCUCAAGAGCGCGCCAUUGGAUAUCGACUAACGAGGAAGAAGGGUGACUACGUAAACAAACUGGUCUGUCAGACGGGUGGGUAGCAGAUGGUGCCAAUUGGCUGCAUAAAAAACUACAUAUAUCUACACUCAAUCUUUCUGAAAAGACUUGUCAUUUUCCUGUUCCCAGCCGUAUCCACGCUAGCCGUGAGGGAUGAGCCACCGGUCGGAACGUCGUGGGAUCCAUGUGGACCAGUCAGAGCUGCUGUGUACGAAGGGAUGUGGUUUCUAUGGCAACACAGCCUGGCAGGGCCUCUGCUCCAAGUGCUGGCGGGAGGAGUACCAACAAACCAGACACAAACAGAUCCAGGAGGACCAUGCACUGGCAGAGAGGUUACAGAAGGAGGAGGAGGCAGCGUACGCUAACAACCACCAGGGGGCAGCCCAGCCCCAGCCUGCCAUCGCACCCUUCAGCAAGUUUGAAGAGAGGAAAACCAAGGAGAAGUCACGUAAAGUCAACACAAUGACUAAGUUUUUCACUCCCUCAACAAAGACACCGCCCAAGAAAGAAUCCGUCCCUGGCGAGGUCCUGUCGACCCCCAGCCCCUCAGUGAGCCGCAAGCCCUUAGAGACGGACCGCACCACACGAGAGUUCAUCGACUUCCUCAAGACACUGAAACCUGGCAGGGAGAUCUUCAAACAGUGCCGAGCCUUCACAGAGAGCAUGGCCUACAAGAGGGACCUGGGUGCUGAUGAGCUGUCUGAGUGCGUUCAAGACUUCUACCAGAACCUUUCAGACCGCCUGCACACACACUUCAAAGGGUCGUCGGAGCGCGUAGAGAGUGUGAUGGACGAGGUAGAGAGGUACAUGAUGACACGUCUCUACGAGGAAGUCUUCUGUCCUGAGACCACAGAUGAUGAGAAGAAAGACCUGGCCAUUCAAAAGAGAAUCAGUGGAUGGGGGUGGCUGGGUUGCAGGGCCUUGCAUUGGGUCACCAUUGAGAUGCUGUGUGUCCCUGUGGAUGAGGAGAUUCCAGAGGUGUCUGAUAACGUGGUCAAAGCCAUCACAGACGUGAUCGAGAUGGACUCGAAGCGUGUGCCCAGGGACAAGCUGACCUGCAUCACACGCUGCAGUAAGCACAUCUUCAAUGCCAUCAAUACCACCAAGAAGGAGGCGGCAUCUGCUGAUGACUUCCUGCCCACCCUCAUCUACAUCGUCCUGAAGGCCAACCCUCCGCGACUGCAGUCCAACAUCCAGUACAUCACCCGCUUCUGUAACCCUAGCCGCCUCAUGAGCGGAGAAGACGGAUACUACUUCACCAACCUGUGCUGUGCGGUGGCCUUCAUAGAGAAGCUGGAUGGCCAGUCUCUGAACCUGAGCGUUGAGGAGUUUGAGCUCUACAUGUCAGGCCAGGCGUCUCCCCAGCGUCCCCAGGCUGCCACCUCCCCCGCCUGUAGUGCUGCUUUCAGCCAGAUGAACGAGAGUCUGGACCUAUUGACGGGACUGGGCGUGAGGCAGGAACGCGUCAUGGAGGGGGCUCGCCGCCUGGAGAGUGACCUCAUCGACUGGAGGGAUGGGGUAGAGCACAAAGUGCAGGAUGUGAUGGAGAGGUUCCCCCUGGAAAUGCACCCCACCGCUCCCCCCACCACCUCUUCUGCCAUAGAUGCUGACAACGUGGAAAACGACCACCUACCUUCUCCUCUCCAACCCCAGUUGUUUGCCGGCUGACCCCCCCCCUCUUUGGACUUGUUACUCUCUCUCCACCCUGGAAAGUGUCUCCUGUCCUUAUGCACAUAUAGGUUCCUUCUAAUGGAUCCAACAAAUAUAACUCCAACCCUCCCCAUUGUAUGCACACUUAAAAUAGAUGCUUGCAGUCGCCUGAACCCCAGUACUCCUAAAUAGCCAACUUUCUCGGUCUGUCUUCCCCACUGAUUGGUAAGAGGACAAGAUGAGUUGCAGGCAUAUUACCUUCAUCCAUGGUCAUGAAGGAAAGGAGAUAAGGAAAGGAAGCUUUAAGAGUAUUGGGACACAGAUCAUUGAUCUUGCCCUCCUUUGUCCCCUAUAUUACUCCUCCUGACUGAAUCCAAGUCAGAGUACAGAAGCCCAAGCGUUAGGGAUCUGUUGGGGUCACGUGAGUGUAUGUGACCACGACCAAAUUUCCCCUGAAGAUGUCUAUAAAUAAGUGUGUGUGUGUGUGUGUGUGUGUGUGUGUGUGUGUGUGUGUGUGGGGUUUCAUUUCCCUGCCAAACCUGUUCAGUCAUGUGCUUAGUUUGAGGAAGUUAUUUUAUUUUUCUAUUGUUCAGGCUAUAGUCUUCUGAGAGGGGAUAAUGAUCUUUAACCUAUUAAAAUGGCUAGAUUGAUACUGUAGCUCAAAGUUUACAUUUUGUCUGGGUGCAUAUUUAGAAUGGUUAUAUCUAAGAAGAGUACUUUUAGUAAGUUCUUUAUAUUAUUUUACAGUGGUGUAUAUUAUUUGUACAAAUGUAUUGGGGGUAAAUGUUGCCAAGCAGAAUAGCCAUAACAAUGUUGAUCUCAGCUCCAUGUAGUAACCAUUCAUUCUGGAUCAGGUGGAUAUAUGAAGGAAGAGUAGACAUUGAGUUGAAUGAGUAGUAUCUUUGAUACAACAGAAAGGUCAAUUUACAUACUACCUAAUAUAUUUUCUGGUCUUUUAUCAUGUUUCAUUUUAUUACAUUUGUAACUAUCAGAACAGUGUACAAAUGCUGGCCAAAUCCUGGUUGCCAAAAUCCAUUCAAUCCAAUUUAAACACUAACUGAAAUAACUAGGCAUUGGAUAGCACACAGCAAUCAAUGAACAGGUAUUUUUGAAAGGAAUGUUAAAAAUAUAUAUACAUAUCACACACACACACACACACACACACACACACACAUCUGUACAACCUUGUAGGUUUGUUUUUGUAUGUUGAAGGAGUAACUCAACAUUGUCUUGUAUUUUAAUGUAACUUAUUGAGACAGUUUUGUUUUAUAGUGUCCAUGGGUUUGUUGAUGAAUAAAAUAACUCAAAAGCU